AUGGCGACUUUAGGUUAGAAUGUAUAAUUAUCAUAAACACUUGCAUCUUAAUUUUUAAUAAUAUUACAUUUUUAAUAAUAUUACGAUACUUAAUAAUAUCAGUGAACUUGAAUUUUAAUAUUUGAUAAAAAAAAAAGUAAAGAUGAGAAUUGCUGUAGAAGGUUGUGCACAUGGUGAAUUAGAUAUUAUUUAUGAAACUAUUCAAGAAAUAGAAAAAGCUAAUGGAAGAAAGAUAGAUUUACUUAUUUGCUGUGGGGAUUUCCAAGCAACAAGAAAUUUAAGUGAUUUAAAUUGUAUGGCAGUACCUGAUAAAUAUAAAGACAUGUGUACCUUUUAUAAAUAUUAUUCUGGAGAAAAGGUUGCUCCUGUGUUGACAAUAUUUAUUGGAGGUAAUCACGAAGCUUCCAACUAUCUUCAAGAACUAUCAUAUGGAGGAUGGGUAGCUCCCAAUAUUUAUUAUUUAGGAUAUGCUAAUGUGAUAACAGUAGGUGGUAUUAGAAUUGCAGGAUUAUCAGGUAUUUAUAAAAGCCAACAUUGGAUGCAGGGACAUCAUGAAAAACCACCAUAUACUGAAAAUACAAUCAGGAGUAUAUAUCAUACCAGAAAUUUAGAGAUAUUUAGAUUAAAGCAGCUUUCUGGUAAUAUUGAUAUUUUCUUGUCACAUGAUUGGCCAUCAGGCAUAACUAAAUAUGGAGAUGAAAGUAUUUUAUUAAAAGGAAAACCUUUCUUCAAAAAUGAUAUUGAGAAUAACAUGCUUGGUAGUCCACCAUGCAUGGAGCUUUUGGAACAUCAUUACCCAAGCUAUUGGUUUUCUGCUCAUUUACAUUGUAAAUUUGCAGCUCUUGUUCCUGAAAAAGGAGGAAUAAGGGUAACUAAAUUUUUAGCUCUAGAUAAAUGUCUUCCAAAAAGAAAAUUUCUUCAAGUACUUGAAAUAGAACACAAUUCUGAUUUACCAUUAAAGUUACAUUAUGACUUAGAAUGGUUAACAAUAUUAUAUUUGACAAAUCACUUAUUAAGUGUCAAAAGUGGAAUUCAUUAUAUGCCUGGACAGUAUGGUAAUACCAGAUGGGUAUUUACACCAACUGUAGAAGAAAAGGCAAUAAUUUUGAAUAAAUUUAAUUGUGAUUUACAAAUUCCAUUGAAUUUUAUACAAACUGUAAAACCAUAUAAUCCUGAUAGUACAGAUGUAUCAGUAGAACCACCACAAUUGAUAGUAAAUAAUCAAACAACUCAAUUUUGUAACACUUUGGGUAUUGAUGAUCCAUCUGCUUUACUACUAUUAAUGAGUAAUAUAAAAGAGUUGAAAUCAAAUGAAUCAUUGAUGGAAACAUCAUUUGAACAAAUAUCUACUUCUCACGAAAUUUCAAUUUCAUUCGAUGAAGAUAAUGUCUUAAGUUCUACAUUUGAUGGAAGCAUAGUUAGUGACUCAUUUAAUCGAACAUCGUCAUCAAAUUUAUCUCCAAAGAGUAAUAAUGAAGAACAAGAAUCAGAAAUAAGUAACAAUAAAGAUGUUGCAAAUGAAAGUUUUAGUAGUUUAUCAUCAGCAAUAAAUUAUGAUUCUACAGAUGAUAGUAAAUGAUACAUUAUUAUUUUAUUAUAAUGUACAUAGUAUUCUUUAUGUAAUAAUGUAUUAUUAUGUAAUAAUGUAUUAUUUAUGUUUCAGAUAAUUACAUUAUUCAAACUGAACCAAAUCGUAAGAAAUUUAAACGUCGGAAUUAUUCUAUAUAUUCAAAUACACUCUAAUCAGGAUAAUUUUAAUUUGGAAUGCCUAACUUCCAAAAAAACAAUGUGUAUAUGAAGAACUUUUAUGUGAAUGUGUAUGUAAUUUUACAUUUUAAUUUUUUGUAAAAAGUUUUUUUUAUUAAUAUAAGAAUAAUGUAUGUUAAUUAUAUUAAUUUUUUAUUUAAUAAAUAUGCAUUAACUGUUUGCAUCCUGUUUUCCUUUAUUAUUUUAUUAAUAUACGUAUAAAUAUAUAUAUAUAUAUAUUAUAUACAUACGCGCGCGCGCGCGCGUGUGUGUGUAAUACAAAGUAUAUGUCAUAAGUGUUUAGGUUAGAAAACUAUGCUUUCAUACGAAGUGACACCGAUAGUAAACUGAAUAAACGAAGUAAUUCACUUUAUUCCUAGUAAUUAAAUUGUUUUCAUAACAAUGAUACUAUACUAAUUAUUUUUAAUAAAUUAAAAUAAAGUUAUUUAA
Messenger RNA from Heterotrigona itama, 2196 nucleotides. NCBI's taxonomy places the organism in Eukaryota, Metazoa, Arthropoda, Insecta, Hymenoptera, Apidae. The record is from the annotation of a GenBank genome assembly.